AUGUCUCUUCCACCUCCUCAACAGUCACCCUUUCGGACAGACAUCCUCGCUGGUCAGGUGGCUCUCAUCACUGGCGGAGGCUCUGGCAUUGGUCGCGAGAUCACACGGCAGCUAGGUAGUCUGCAUGGAGCAGCAGUGGCAAUCAGUGGCAGGCGGCAGCAAGUGCUGAAUGAUGCUGUUGCUGCCCUUCAGGAUGAGGGCAUCGACGCCAUGGGCCUGCAGGGGGAUGUGAGGAAGGCUGCGGACUGCGAGCGGUGGGUGCAGGAGACCACUGCGCGCUUCGGCCGCCUCGAUGUGCUCAUCAACUGCGCAGCCGGCAAUUUCCUGGCGUCUGCAGAGGAGCUGACCGUGAACGGAUUCAGGACAGUGAUGGAGAUCGACGCUAUUGGGACGUUUGCCGUGUCUCGCGCUGCGUUCCCUGCUCUUCGCGCGCGUGGCGGCUCCAUCGUCAACAUCAGCGCCACGCUGCACUACGGCGCCACCUGGUGGCAGGCGCACGCAUCGGCUGCCAAAGCGGCGGUGGACAGUCUCACGCGAAGCCUGGCGGUUGAGUGGGGAGCCUUUGGAGUGCGCGUGAAUGGCAUCGCCCCAGGGCCGACCGGCGGCACUGCAGGGGUGUCGAAGCUGGCAGGGGUGGAUGCAUCGGAGGAGGAGGUGAACGAAUUGGUGGCAGCCACAAUCCCCAUCGGUCGAGUAGGCUCCAAAUGGGACAUUGCCAUAGCUGCAGUGUUCCUCUGCUCUUCCGCCGCACGCCACAUCACAGGUGACACACUUGUGGUGGAUGGAGCUGCAUGGAUGUGGAGGCAGCCGGCGGUGCCUAGGGAAUUUGUCAGCAAAGCCUCAAGGGGCGUCGAGGCGAAGAGCCGCGCCGUGGGUCUCUCGGGGCCGGGGCAGCAACGGAGCAAGCUGUGA
Coccomyxa subellipsoidea C-169 is the source of this 912-nucleotide messenger RNA. Its product is annotated as NAD(P)-binding protein. The transcript has 8 exons. Bases 1 to 912 code for a protein of 303 amino acids. Gene Ontology annotation, biological process: fatty acid catabolic process. Lineage: Eukaryota; Viridiplantae; Chlorophyta; Trebouxiophyceae; Coccomyxaceae. Gene Ontology annotation, molecular function: 2,4-dienoyl-CoA reductase (NADPH) activity. The record is from RefSeq and is a predicted model, not a curated record.